Molecule: messenger RNA, 1530 nt
Organism: Lacerta agilis (Sand lizard)
Lineage: Eukaryota; Metazoa; Chordata; Lepidosauria; Squamata; Lacertidae
Gene: FOXL2
Product: forkhead box L2
Biological process (GO): regulation of transcription by RNA polymerase II; anatomical structure morphogenesis; cell differentiation
Molecular function (GO): RNA polymerase II cis-regulatory region sequence-specific DNA binding; DNA-binding transcription factor activity, RNA polymerase II-specific
Source: RefSeq, a predicted model, not a curated record
AGGGAUCCUGACGAAAGCGGAACUCGCCGGAGCCCAUACAAAUCAGAGCGGAGCUCGUCCAGAAGUUGAGUGGAUAUCUGAGCCCGCUGAUCAGAGGCUGCCUCUUGCAAGGGAGACAGAAGCGAAAGAGAGGAGGAGGAGGAGGAGAAGUGGGUGGGGGACAGAGAGAACCAAAAAGCCCACCAGGCUCAGGCAGGACUUAAAGCAGGCAGGCGGGACAGGCGCUCCCAGCAGAUCGCCCUGAGAGAUCGAGGGGAGCCUCCUCCGGGAUCCGCCGGAGACCCCCUGAAGAAGAAGAAGGCGCCUCCGAGGGGCACAGACGCCGCAGCAGCCGCAGGUGGUGCCAUGAUGGCCACCGGCUACCCAGACCCUGCGGGGCCCGAGGACGCCGUCUCUCUCCUGCAGCAGCAGCAGCAGCAGCACCAGGCCGCCAAGGAGCCCUGCCUCGGCGGAGAGUCGGCGGCUGCCAAGAGCGAGCCGGAGAAGGGCGACCCGUCUCAGAAGCCCCCUUACUCGUACGUGGCGCUGAUCGCCAUGGCCAUCCGCGAGAGCGCCGAGAAGCGCUUGACGCUGUCGGGCAUCUACCAGUACAUCAUCGGCAAGUUCCCCUUCUACGAGAAGAACAAGAAGGGCUGGCAGAACAGCAUCCGCCACAACCUGAGCCUCAACGAGUGCUUCAUCAAGGUGCCGCGAGAGGGCGGCGGGGAGCGCAAAGGCAACUACUGGACGCUCGACCCGGCCUGCGAGGACAUGUUCGAGAAGGGCAACUACCGGCGCCGCCGCCGCAUGAAGAGGCCGUUCCGCCCGCCCGCCGGACACUUCCAGCCCGGCAAGAGCCUCUUCGGCGCCGCGGCCGAGGCGGCCGGCUACGGUUACCUCACGGCGCCGCCCGCCAAGUACCUGCAGGCGCCUUUCCUCAACGCGGCUGCCGCGUCUUGGUCCCUGGCGCAGCCCGCUCCGCCGCCGCCGCCGCCUCAGGCGCCUCAGGCGGGAGCCUACGCCGCCUGCACCAUGGCCGCCGUGGCUGAGGGAGCGGGGAGCGGAGGCGCCGGGAGCGGAGGAGGCGGCUCGGGAGUAGGCCUGGCGGCCGGGCCUGGAGGCGCCGCCGCCGCCGCCUCACCGUACGGGCCUUAUUCCCGCCUGCCGGCCAUGGUGAACUCGUACAACGAUGGGGGGCCACCACCACCACCACCACCCCACCACGCGCACCACGCGCACCACGCAGCCCCACCACCACCCGCACCACCACACCAGCACCAUCACCACGCGGCCGCGGCGGCCCAGCAGCUCGGAGCGGCGGCAGUGGCGGCGGCGGCGGCGGCGGCUGCUGCGGCCGCCUCGGCAGGGAGCGGCUCCCCGCAGGGCUCGCCCAACGGGCCGGCGGGCCUGCAGUUCGCGUGCGCCGCGCGCCAGCCGCCCGAGCUCGCCAUGAUGCACUGCUCCUACUGGGACCACGAGAGCAAGCACAGCGCCUUGCACUCCCGGAUAGACAUCUGAGAGAGUGGAGGGCCCGUCCGGAAGAGAGAUGGC